CAAAGAUGGAGGCGGUGACUGAGGGGAGCUGGGAGGCGCUGCCCGUGGCGCUGAGCCCGGGCGUGCUGCCGGCCGUCAUUGUGUUCAUGUGGUAUUUCUCCUUUUUUUUUAAGUCUGCGACCAUUCCACUCUUCAUGAGUAACAAGGACGUUGCAGCGGAAGCGGUAACAGGCAGUGGCAAAACCUUAGCGUUUGUGAUUCCCAUCCUGGAAAUUCUUCUCAGACGGGAAGAAAAAUUAAAGAAAAUGCAGGUUGGAGCUAUAAUUAUCACACCAACAAGAGAAUUAGCUAUUCAAAUUGAUGAGGUGCUGUCACAUUUCACAAAACACUUCCCCAGGUUUAGUCAGAUUCUUUUAAUUGGUGGCCGGAAUCCCAUGGAAGACGUUGAAAAGUUUAAAGAGCAUGGCGGGAACAUUGUUGUGGCUACGCCGGGCCGCCUGGAGGAUCUGUUCAGAAGAAGAGCAGAUGGGCUGGAUCUAGCAAGUUAUGUAAAGUCGCUUGAUGUGUUGGUGUUGGAUGAAGCAGACAGGCUUCUAGACAUGGGCUUUGAAGCAAGUCUAAACUCCAUUCUGGACUUUUUGCCGAAGCAGAGACGGACAGGUCUGUUCUCAGCAACUCAGACUCAGGAGGUGGAGAACCUGGUGAGAGCAGGCCUCCGCAAUCCUGUCCGCAUCUCGGUGAAAGAGAAGGGAGUGGCAGCGAGCAACACGCAGAAAACCCCAACGCGCCUGGAGAACUACUAUAUGAUAUGCAAAGCAGAUGAAAAAUUCAAUCAGUUGGUGCAUUUUCUUCGACAACACAAACAGGAGAAACAUCUGGUCUUUUUCAGCACAUGUGCCUGUGUGGAAUACUAUGGGAAAGCUUUGGAAUCCUUAAUUAAACAAGUGAAAAUAAUGAGCAUUCAUGGGAAAAUGAAACACAAGCGUAACAAGAUUUUUACCGAGUUUCGGAAACUCCCCGG
Mesitornis unicolor (brown roatelo) is the source of this 961-nucleotide messenger RNA. RefSeq names its product DEAD (Asp-Glu-Ala-Asp) box polypeptide 55 (gene DDX55). The annotation marks the transcript as partial. Gene Ontology annotation, molecular function: nucleic acid binding; ATP binding. NCBI's taxonomy places the organism in Eukaryota, Metazoa, Chordata, Aves, Mesitornithiformes, Mesitornithidae. The record is from RefSeq and is a predicted model, not a curated record. The transcript has 9 exons. Gene Ontology annotation, cellular component: nucleolus.